This is a messenger RNA of Closterium sp. NIES-67, 2524 nucleotides long. Lineage: Eukaryota; Viridiplantae; Streptophyta; Zygnematophyceae; Desmidiales; Closteriaceae. The record is from the annotation of a GenBank genome assembly.
GGUCUAAUAGAGGGUCUACUUCUGCAGAUUGCGUUGGGUGGGAUCCUCUGUGGCAGGAGAAGUUGAAGAUAGAUCACUAUCGCCAUGCUUCCAUGAUCUGCGGCAAUUAUGAAGAUCGACGGUGCUAACGGCCCACACGCUCUUUCAGCUCGGCACCACGGUCUAUGGCGUCCGUCGCGCCACCACUCUAACCAUGCCAGCGGUGCCGCGAGGCUCUCAACGCACUCUCAUCAGAGAACUCGGCUGACGACAGAGCUGGACAGUCUUAGCUCGUCGCCAUGGAGUCCGUGGCGACGAUCGCCGUGCGUGGGACGCGCGAGAGCGAUAAUUGCUAUUUUUGCAGCUCUUGCUGCGCUGGUCCUGGUCUCUCAUUCUCGCGUGAUGCCGUGGUUAAUUGGCCGAGAGGCGUCCCAUGUUAGAAGAGCAUCAGCAACUCCGCCAUCCACAUCCAGCCUGCCUGUGAACCCUCCACCGCUUGCUAAUGGGGGCAGCAGAACCUCUUCCACUCGCUCCCACUCCUCACAAUCCCCCUUCUCCACCUCCUCCUCCUCUACCUCCUCCAUUAAUUCCUCCUCUCUCUCCCUCAACCCCCGUUCUCCACCCCCCUCCACCAACACUGCAGUCACUCUACCACCCUCUCCUCUCUCCCCUCUCAUCCCCCCCCACCUCCCCCCUGCCUCUGGCUGCAGCUGCUACCGCCUGCGCAACGUGUACUGCUGCAAGCAGGCCCUCUGCGUCUGCCACUCUGUUUGCUUCAACGGCUCCGCCCUCCUCUCAGCCCCCACCCCUCAGGCCACCUCAGCCAAACCCGUGGUCAACCCCAAAGACCCUCCACUCCCCUGCCUUCCUCCUAAGUACACCCUGAACCAGAUGCAACCUUCCCCGGAUAGUCCCUCUGACAGUGCGAGCAGCAGGAGAAGAGAGACUACAGAUGUGCUGUCGCCCAUUCCCUGCACUCGCAAGGCAGAGUUCGCUGCUUUUCUCAACAUGGCCCUUAUGGAGGCGCCCAUUAGGGGAGGUCUGCAUGCUGCUAGUAAAGACACGUGGCAGGAGUGGGUUGGCCAGGAGGGAGGUGGCGAGGGCAAGGGAGGGUUGGUGGAUUGGCGGGAUGGCGGCACUUUGCUGAUUCCUCUAGACGACCCCACCACCAACGUGGCUCAUUUCAUAGGGGAGUGAAUGAUGUGUUUUGAGUGGCAGGGAAGGCUGCUCAGAUACUGCUAGUCAACAACGCAUCGCUGCCUACUGCCCUUCCUCUCAUCACACGAUUCUUGCUGCCCCGCACUCCUGCCGCUGCCGCCAGGAUGCGGCAGCACGGGCAGCACGGUUGGAUCCCCUCGGUGCUGCACAUGCUGCUCCGCAUCGCACUAGAGCCUCUCCUCAACCGCACCAGUGACCUGAAACACAUCUCCUCACUCCCUCUCAGCCCUGGAUCCCUAGCUGCUGCUAUCUCGCCAGAAACAUUGGCGGGUGCCGCCAGUGCGGAUGGCAGCAGCGGUGGCAGCAUCGGUGGCAGCGGUGGCAGCAGUGGUGGUGCGGAGUUGCUUGCAGGGGCGGUGGAGUUUGAGUCUGCGUUCAGCAGGGCGUCUCAUGAGCAUCCCAUGUGCUUCCAUCGCCUUGUGCUGCCCGGCUAUCUCAAGGCCAUCACCUUCCCAGGCGGCAUGGAGGAAGCGGACAUGUUCAAGCAGCGGCUCAUGGAGGCUUUCCCCCACUCCGACCCCGAUGCCUUUCACACCCUCGCCACUCCCAGUGACACAUCUGCUAGUAUCACAUUGCCAGGCAAUACUUCUGCUGGGAGCAGUUCGGCUGAGACCACCGUCCGUCUCCUGUACAUCACGCGCAAUGCAUCGCUCACACGUGGCCGCCGGGUGAUGAAUGCUGAAAGCUCCCGUGCUCUGCUCCAGCUCUUUCACCGGCUCAAGUUUCAGGUGGCUCAAGUGGAGUUCACGCCGCUCCCCUUCACCCACCAGCUGGCCCUUGUGCAAUCAGCAGACAUCAUCGUGUCCCUGCACGGCGCAGGCCUCACCAACCCCGCCUCGUUCGCCCGCUCAGACUCCGUUCUCCUGGAAAUCUCCCCGUAUGGAGUGUUCUACAAUCUCUACUAUUUCAUGGCAGUGAAUGCCGGGGUGACCUACAUGCUGCACCAGUGCGCAGCUGGGCCUGCUCCCUUGCCUCCUAGGGAUGCGGAAUUUCGAGGCGUCGGCCCAUUUGCCUGCGAUCAUGACCCUGCAUGCAAGCAGUACCGGACUCAUGACCGGCCGGUGAAUCUGGGAAAGCAAGACAUUGAGGAGUUGGGAAAUCUUCUGGCAGUGGCUCAAAAAUUGGUGCUGGAUGUGAGGAGGAAGGGGAAGCGAGAGGGAGGGAGAAGGCUGCGGCGGAUGUAUGGGAAGCUGUGUGUGUCAAGGAAGCGGAAUAAGGAUUGUAGGAUGAAUUUAUUGAGAUCCCCAAUUGCUGAUCCAACUUAUGAAUGUGUUGUGUCAAUGGAAUGUCCUUACGUUUCCGAGUGAAAUUAUAUUUCUGGAUCCCA